Messenger RNA from Silurus meridionalis, 1714 nucleotides. It is a transcript of the gene haus4, whose product is annotated as HAUS augmin-like complex, subunit 4. Gene Ontology annotation, biological process: centrosome cycle; spindle assembly. The transcript has 10 exons. Gene Ontology annotation, molecular function: microtubule minus-end binding. Gene Ontology annotation, cellular component: HAUS complex. The coding region runs from base 127 to 1245 and encodes 372 amino acids. NCBI's taxonomy places the organism in Eukaryota, Metazoa, Chordata, Actinopteri, Siluriformes, Siluridae. The record is from RefSeq and is a predicted model, not a curated record.
CGUUGGAUGGUACGCGUUUAAAGCAAGAAGAAAAAUAAAAGGGGAUGACGAAGGAGGUCACGAGGAAGACGGCGGAUCACUCGGAUGCGGAAGUUGUCUAAUCCUGGCGGUUAAUACAAAUAAACAAUGGCGGCGCACGAGCAAAAUAUUGAUGUUGUGAUGCUGUCGUGUUCAGAUUCAUCAGUGGGUAAAGGAGACAGUCUGCAUCAGCAAGUUUUGUCUGCGUUUCCGCUGUGCCAUCUGACCGAAGAUGAUCUGACCCAGAACCCUCUGUUCUGCAAGCUUCUGGCCACAUUGUCACAGCAUGUGGAUCGCACCGGACUGACUUUACCGUUGAGAAAAGAACUGGAAAAGGCAGAGAGGGAGCUCCGGGCGCAGAGGUUGGGAUGGCUCCGUUUGGAAGGCAUGCACAGAAUCCUGCAGGAGAUGGUGCAGGAACAUGGCUUCAGGCAGCACCACUCCACUGCAGCACCAGCUGAGGACACGUUCUACGUCACACUGGAGCGGUGUUUGCGGGUGGCUCGGUGCGUCCGGCAGCUGGACCAGAGCACCACCAGUGGCCAGGAUCAACCCUUCAUCCUGGGGCUCACUGCUGACACUGUGCUGAGUCAGCUGCCUCCACAGAAGGAUGUAUGGCAGAUGAAACAGAAACUACCAACAGAAAUGCAAAAACAUCUAAAGAAGAAACUCUUUAACCUCCUGUCCUACUACCAGCCUGAUUGGGAGAAUGAAAGUGAGGGUCUGAGGUGCGUGAAGCUCUCAAAGCUGCCUGGACUUCUGGAGAGCGAGCGCAGCAGAGCAGAGGGUCUGGUCGAGAAGAUCCGAGAGAACGCCACCCUGCUGCAGCGCCAAACUCACUUUUACCUCUCUGAACUGCUGGAAUGCAUGCAGCUUCUGCAGACUCUCGUCCUGGACCUCCGUCUCAAAGUUCAGAAAGAACUCGACAGGAAGAAGAUUGAGUACUUUGAGGCCAAAUGUGAGAUUGGAAUUCAGAAAAUUAGGGCAGAGAUGCUGGAGGUGCAGCUCGACUCUUACACACGAGAUAAAAUAGCUGCACAUCAGAAAAUAACGGAGAAGCUCACGGCAGAGCUGCAGUCGUGCCAGAUGGAGAAACAGUCUCUGGAAUCUAAACUGGCGUCCAUCGAGAUCUACGGCAGGGAGUUCGAAGUCCUGGCCGAGGAAUAUUCCAGAUUGCGUCAGGAGGUCGCAACAAAAUCCUGGGCACUGAAAGAAUUUACGAUGUGAACGAUCACGGCAAGCAGCAGCAGGCAGUACGAGUUAGACCUGGUGUUCAGACUUUAUCACUAUUCUCACUUUGCAUAUGUAACCUUUAACAGUAUUAGUGAUAUUCAUUUUGUACAUUUCUAUGAUAUAUUACCGUAAUGGCUCUGCGCAUUAUUAUAAUUAAAUUGUUUUAUUAGUAACUGUCUACAUUUGUCUUCUUGUAUGCUGAAUUGAGGGGAGAUGAGGUAGGAGAUAUAAGGAAUAACAUUUAAUUUCUUCCUAACAAAUCAAUGUACAACAUUUACCAGCAAUUUUUUUUUUUACAUAGCUGACAACAUUACUUAACAUAUUUUUUAUUCCGUUACUUUUUAAGAUUACUUUGGAUAAUUCUUUUAGUUUGUUAAUACAAACUUAUUACACAACAUACACACACUCCUAUGUGCUGAAAAUGCUUUGGUCUGAAUUAAUAAACUUUCUGAGACAGUUUUAA